AUGACGGACAUUGCGACGUCGACAGACACCACGCCGUUUGUGUCCAAAUGGGCUGACCGGUAUCGAGGGGCCACGGUCGAGGAUCUCGAGCCGCCUGCGGCGCUGUCGCUGACGCCUGCCGACACCGUCGCUGAGGCGCUCGAGGCCGCCUUUGAGCGCGACUUCACGCACAUGACCGUCGUCGACGGCUCGACCCGCGCGCUGCUGGGCUACGUGUCGCAGCCCCAGCUGCAGCGCCUGCUUGCGACCGGCCAGGUCGCACCCGCCGACACGCUCGGCAGCAGCGCCGCGCUGACACGGUUCGGCUUCCGCCGGCGCGGCCGCGCCUUUCGCGUCAUCACGCUGCAGACCCCCCUCGAGCAGCUCGAGGCCUUUUUUGCCGGCGCCAUGACCCGCGGCGAGCCCCAGUCGUUUGCCGUCGUCACUGACGAGCGCCGCCGCUUCGUCCUGGGCGUGGCCACGGCCGAAGACUUGCAGGAGUUUGUCAACCGGCGGCCAGCUUGA
Molecule: messenger RNA, 504 nt
Organism: Grosmannia clavigera kw1407
Lineage: Eukaryota; Fungi; Ascomycota; Sordariomycetes; Ophiostomatales; Ophiostomataceae
Product: cystathionine beta-synthase
Exons: 2
Coding region: 1-504 (167 amino acids)
Source: RefSeq, a predicted model, not a curated record